ACCAGGAUUUCCCAUUCCCAACCCCUGGAAGUCUGUGAGGACGAGGAGGAUGCCCCGAGACGCUGAGGCAGAGCAGGAGCUGAGCACGGAGAGCAGGGAGGACAAAUCCCCGCGGCAGAACCUGGUGGCAGAGGCCGUUUGGAGCGGCUCCACGGCGCAGGAACCCAGCGGGGAGGAGAAGCCCCGGAGAUGCCGCACGAGGAGGGGCUGCAAACGCAGAUGGCGGGGAUCUGAGGGGGAAAGAGCCAGCCUGGGCCGGGAAGGCGGCCGGAGAUGGAGCCAGAGCUCGGAGCUGGGGCUCCAGGAGCAGCUCCAUGAUGGGGAGAAGCCCCACACGUGCAAGGAGUGUGGGAAGAGCUUCAGCUGCAGCUCCAGCCUGAGCCUGCACAUGAGGACCCACACAGGGGAGAGGCCCUACGAGUGUGGGGAGUGUGGGAAGAGCUUCAGCUGCAGCUCCAGACUGAUCAGGCACCGGAGGAUCCAUACAGGGGAGAAACCCUACGAGUGUGGGGAGUGUGGGAAGAGCUUCAUCCAGAUCUUCCACCUGACCAGGCACCAGAGGAUCCACACUGGGGCACGACCCUACGAGUGUGGGGAGUGUGGGAAGAGCUUCAGGUUUAGCUGCAAUUUGACCAGCCACCAGAGGACCCACACUGGGGAGAGGCCCUACCAGUGUGGGGAGUGUGGGAAGAGCUUCACCGACGGCUCCAGCCUGAUCAGCCACCAGAGGACCCACACCGGGAAGAAGCCCUACGAGUGUGGGGAGUGUGGGAAGAGAUUCAGUGUGAGCUCCCACCUGAUCCUGCACAAGAGGAGCCACACUGGAGAGAAGCCCUAUGAGUGUGGGGAAUGUGGGAAGAGAUUUAGCCAGAGCUCCAGUCUGAUCGUGCACCAGAGGACCCACACUGGGGAACGGCCCUACGAGUGUGGGGAGUGUGGGAAGAGGUUUCAGAGCAGCUCCAGCCUGUUGCUGCACCAAAGGACCCACACCGGGGAGAGGCCUUUCGAGUGUUCCGUGUGUGGGAUGAGCUUCGGCCGGAGGGCCAACCUGAUCAGGCACCAGGGGACCCACACUGGGGAGAGGCCCUACGAGUGUUCCAAGUGUGGGAAGAGGUUUCAGAGCAACUCCAUUCUCCUCCGGCACUAUCAGACUCACACAGAGGAGAGGCCCUUCCGCUGCCCCGACUGCGGGAAGGGAUUCAGGCGGAACUGCCACCUUGUCAGGCACCGGAGCCUGCACACUGGGGAGAAGCCCUACGAGUGUGAUCAAUGCAGGAAGAGGUUUCAGAGCAGCUCCUGUCUCCUCCUGCACUAUCGGAUUCACACGGAGGAGAAGCCCUUCCAGUGUCCUGACUGCGGGAAGGGAUUCAGGUGCAACUCCUCCCUUGUCAUCCACCAACGCACCCACACUGGGGAACGGCCAUACAAGUGUGGGGAGUGUGGGAAGAGCUUCACCUGCAGCUCUAACUUGACCCACCACCAACGGAGGCACCGCUAAGGGAAGCCCUGCGAGUGCCCCGAGGGCGGGAAGAGCUUCGUGCGCUGCGCCAGCUCCAUCCCCCACUGCAGGAGCCACGCUGGGCACAGCCCUGGUGACCCACAUUGCCUGUGAUCCAUGCUGGGAGCACACCUGGCUGCUUCUCCUUUUGGUUUGGCCUUAAUGUUUUUCUAUUCUAUUUUUUUCUCUUCUCCAUCACUUUGCAUUAGAAAUGGCAAGAGGGAUGGAUCUGUCAUUAUAAAACCACUCAAAUGCCACUGAAAACCGUUGAGCGUUGUGCCGUAAAUGCUCAAUCCCACCUCACAAUGGCUUCUUCCCACAUCAGCAAACCUCAGUCUCUCACCAAACCCACUCAAUUCCACAGCGACCAGGCUGAGACGGCGUUCGGAGGAGAUUGAGAGUCGUGGGAUCCCAAUUUGGAGCACUGGGAUGGGCAUUGUUUGGGUCUGGGUAUGUGGGAUGUAUUUGAUGGCAAAUAAAACUCUCAGACUUA
Pyrgilauda ruficollis (rufous-necked snowfinch) is the source of this 1991-nucleotide messenger RNA. Its product is annotated as zinc finger protein 883-like. Gene Ontology annotation, biological process: regulation of transcription by RNA polymerase II. The transcript is spliced from 2 exons. Bases 50 to 1498 code for a protein of 482 amino acids. NCBI's taxonomy places the organism in Eukaryota, Metazoa, Chordata, Aves, Passeriformes, Passeridae. Gene Ontology annotation, molecular function: DNA-binding transcription factor activity; RNA polymerase II cis-regulatory region sequence-specific DNA binding. The record is from RefSeq and is a predicted model, not a curated record.